Messenger RNA from Octodon degus (degu), 7510 nucleotides. RefSeq names its product nuclear receptor interacting protein 1 (gene Nrip1). Gene Ontology annotation, molecular function: signaling receptor binding; transcription coregulator activity. The record is from RefSeq and is a predicted model, not a curated record. The transcript has 4 exons. Gene Ontology annotation, cellular component: nucleus. Bases 636 to 4100 code for a protein of 1154 amino acids. Gene Ontology annotation, biological process: regulation of transcription by RNA polymerase II. Lineage: Eukaryota; Metazoa; Chordata; Mammalia; Rodentia; Octodontidae.
AGCUCCGCCGGGGACUUCGCAGUGACAAAGCAGGGAAGACGAGCCCGGCGCCCGGGUCCUCCGCCGUCCCGCGGCCGAGCGGGGCGCUCCUCAGGAAGUGUUUGGAUUGUCAACUUUUUCAGAACUUAAUUCUCAGGACUCAUUUUAACAUUUGGGAGAAAAACAUCCAGAAGGUGCUGCUCAGCUGACUGAAGAAAUCCAGAUGACAUCAGCGCUGCUUGACAGUACCCUUCUCAACUUCCUUUCUCGGAGAGCAGAGAGGGAUUCAAACAUUGGAGACAGAUGAACACUGUUACUUCCAUUUAAUGAAGAAUAAAAGAUGAAGAAAGAAAAGCAGCAUAUUCACUAAGAAUUGUAUCUACUUGCUGCUCCAGACCUAUGUAUUAAGGAGAUUUCUGCUACCAAGUACUUAGAAGUUGAUCAUCCCUCGGGUCAGACUGCUUUGGAGUUUUAUACCUUUUAUCUUUUGUUUGGCAGAAGAAAUCCUGGUCAGAAUGUAACAAGACCUCUUUAUCUCACUGCUAUGGAAGGUGAUAAACUGUCUCUCGCUUAUUGAAGUUACAUACCACUCAACUAGAGAAAAUCAUUCUUCAAAGUGAACAGAAACCAAGCCCUUGUGAGCACUUCUGUUGAACAUGACUCAUGGAGAAGAGCUUGGCUCUGAUGUGCAGCAGGAUUCUAUUGUUUUAACUUACUUAGAAGGAUUACUAAUGCAUCAGGCAGCAGGGGGAUCAGGUACUGCCAUUGACAAAAAGUCUGCUGGGCACAAUGAGGAGGAUCAGAACUUUAAAAUUUCAGGCAGUGCAUUUCCCACCUGUCAAAGUAAUGGGCCAGUUCUCAAUACACAUACAUACCAGGGAUCUGGCAUGCUGCAUCUCAAAAAAGCCAGGCUGUUGCAGUCUUCUGAGGACUGGAAUGCAGCAAAGCGGAAGAGGCUGUCUGAUUCCAUCGUGAACCUAAAUGUAAAGAAAGAAGCUUUGCUGGCUGGCAUGGUUGACAAUGUGCCCAAAGGCAAACAGGAUAGCACAUUACUGGCCUCUUUGCUUCAGUCAUUCAGCUCUAGGCUUCAGACUGUUGCUCUGUCACAACAAAUUAGGCAGAGCCUCAAGGAGCAAGGAUACGCCCUCAGCCACGAUUCUUUAAAAGUAGAGAAAGACUUAAGGUGCUAUGGUGUUGCAUCAAGUCACUUAAAAACUUUGUUGAAGAAAAAUAAAGCUAAAGAUCAAAAGCCUGAUACAAAUCUUCCUGAGGUAACUAAAAACCUCAUCAGAGAUAGGUUUGUAGAGUCACCCCAGUGUGCUGGACAAAGUGGAACAAAGGCUGUGAGUGAACCCUUGUCAUGUGCUGCAAGAUUACAGGCUGUUGCAAGCAUGGUGGAGAAAAGAGCUAGCCCUGCCACCUCACCUAAACCUAGUGUUGCUUGUAGCCAGUUAGCACUGCUCCUUUCUAGUGAAGCCCAUCUGCAACAGUAUUCUCGGGAACAUGCUUUAAAGACACAAAAUGCAAAUCAAGCAGCAAGUGAAAGACUUGCUGCUAUAGCCAGAUUACAAGAAAAUGGCCAGAAAGACAUGGGCAGUUUUCAGCUCUCAAAAGGAAUGUCAGGCCAUCUCAAUGGUCAAGCCAGAACAUCAUCAAGCAAAGUAAUGGCUAAUAGAAACAAUGCUGCAGCAUUUCAGAACCCAGUGGGCAUCGUUCCUUCUUCCCCCAAAAAUUCAGGCUAUAAGAACUCGCUGGAAAGACACAAUAUAAAACAAGCUACUAGUAAUAGUUUGCUUUUACAUCUUCUUAAAAGCCAGACCAUGCCUAAGCCAAUGAAUGGGCACAAUCAGAAUGAGAGAGGAAGUAUUUUUGAGGAUAGUAGCACACCUACGACCAUCGAUGAAUACUCAGAUAACAAUCCCAGUUUCACAGAUGACAGCAGUGGUGAUGAAAGUUCCUAUUCCAACUGUGUUCCCAUCGACUUGUCUUGCAAGCACCGGAUUGAGAAACCCGAAUGUGACCAACCUGUUUCUCUUGAUAACUUAACUCAGUCCUUGCUAAACACUUGGGAUCCAAAAGUCCCAGAGGUAGAUAUCAAAGAAGAGCAAGAUACCUCAAAAAAUUCUAAGCUAAAUUCACAUCAGAAAGUUACACUUCUUCAAUUAUUACUUGGCCAUAAGAAUGAAGACAAUGCAGAAAAAAGCACCAGCCCUCAGGGAGUACACAGUGAUAUGACAAAGUUUAAUACACAAAAUUACACAAGGACUUCUGUAAUAGAGAGCCCUAGUACAAAUAGGACUACUCCAGUCAACACUCCACCAUUACUUACAUCGACCAAAGCAGAGUCUCCCAUCAAUCUUUCUCAACAUUCUAUGGUCAUCAAAUGGAAUUCCCCACCGUAUGCCUGUAGUGCUCAGGCUGAAAAGCAAACAAACACUGCGUCUAACCACUUGAUGGACCUUACAAAACACAAAGAAUUGCAAGGAGAGAAAACAACCCAAAAUGAAGUUGUACAAAAUUCUGCAACUUUUAGUGCCAGUAAACUGUUACAAAAUUUGGCACAAUGUGGGAUGCAGUCUUCAAUGUCAGUGGAAGAGCCGAGACCCAGCAAACAGUUGUUAAGUAUAAACACAGAUAAACAUAUAGGUAUGAUCGAUAGAUUAAAUAGCCCUCUGCUCUCAAAUAAAACAAUUGCAGGUGAAGAAAAUAAAGCAUUCAGUGGUCAACCAGCUGGUCCUGAAGCAGGAUUUUCUGGUUCUGAAAUAGAAAAUCUGCUAGAAAGACGCACUGUCCUUCAGUUGCUUCUGGGAAAUCCCAACAAAGGUAAGAGUGAAAAGAGAGAAAAAAUAAGGGAUGAAAGUGCUCAGGAACAUACAGAGAGACCUUUAAAUGAACAGAUACUGAUGGUGAAAAUAAAAUCUGAGCCUUGUGAUGACUUACAUAUGCAUAAUACAGAUGUGCGUCUGAGCCACGAUGCCCCGAGCACCCCAUCCUUGGGGACGGCUCCCCCACUGCAGAGAAGCACGCCUGCCUUACCCGCGCCCGAGGACUUUAAAUCAGAGCCCAUUUCACCUCAAGAUUUUUCUUUCUCCAAGAAUGGUCUGUUAAGUAGAUUGCUGAGACAGAAUCAAGAGAGUUACCUGACAGAUGAUCCAGAUAAAAAUCACAGAAAUAGUGAACUGACACCUCUAGAAUCAAAGAGUCUUUGCAUGGUCCCCAAGAAAAGGAAACUUUAUACUGAACCAUUAGAAAAUUCAUUUAAAAAGAUGAAAAACAAUUUUGUUGAAGCUGCAAGUAAUCACAGUACUCCAGAAGUACUGUAUGGGUCCUUGCUUAACCAGGAAGAGCUGAAAUUUAGCAGAAAUGAUCUUGAGUUUAAGUAUCCUGCUGGUCAUGGUUCAGCUAAUGAAAGUGAACAGAGAGGUUGGGCCAGAGAGAGCAAAAGCUUCAAUGUUCUAAAACAGUUACUGCUUUCAGAAAAUUGUGUUCGAGAUUUGUCCCCACACAGGAAUAAUUCUGUUGUUGAAAAUAAAAAGAAAGGACACAAACAUAAUGUGACUAACAGUAAGAUUGACUUCACCAUGUCUUCAUUAAAUGGACUGAUGUAUGGUUCCACUCAGCCAAACAGUUCUGUGGAUACUAGGACAUUUUCGUAUCCAGGAGUGGUGAAAACUCCUGUAAGCCCUCCUUUCCCUGAGCACUUGGGCUGUUCUAGACCAGAACCUGGGCUUUUGAAUGGCUGUUCCGUGCCCAGUGAGCAGGGACCCAUCAAGUGGGUUAUCACAGAUGUGGGUAAGAAUGAAUAUGAGAAAGACUCCCCAAGACUGACCAAAACUAACCCAAUACUGUAUUACAUGCUCCAGAAAGGAGGCAACUCUGUAACCAGUCGAGAAUCACAGGACAAGGACAUUUGGAGGGAGUCUUCACCUGCUGAAAGUGUCUCACAGAUAGCAAUCAAAGAAGAGUUACUUCCUGCUGCAGAAACUAAAGCUUCUUUCUUUAAUUUAAGAAGCCCUUACAAUAGCCAUAUGGGAAAUAAUACAUCUUGCCCACACAAUGCAAAUGGAGAAGCUUAUGGACUUAUGGGAAACGUGCUGACAAUUAAAAAAGAAUCAGAAUAAAAUAUACCUGCCAUCCAGCUUUGGCUCUUUUUAAAACCAAUUAGUAUGAACUUGAGAUCUGUAUAAAUAAGAGCAUGAUUUGAGAAAAGCAUGAUAUAAUUGAAACUUUUUUCAUUUUGAAAAGUAUUGGUUACUGGUGAUGUUUAAAUAUGCAUACUAAUUUUUGCUUAACAUUAGAUAUCAUGAGAAAACUCUCUUGAAAUAGCAAUUGGUUGUUUUAACAUUGUUGUAUGCAUCAUAUAACAACUGUGAGUAGCCUACAAAUGAAGUUCUUUUAUGGUCAUACAUAAGAGGCAUACAUUAAAAUGUACAAUUCCAUCCACAGUGGAUUAAUGCAUUUUGCUGCCUUUUUUAGGGUACUUUCUUUUGCACUUCAGAUGUCAGCCUACAUUAACCCAUGUUUUUAAAGUUCAAACUGUUAACUCCAUAAAGAAUAAUUAUCAAAUUAAAAACAUCUCAUUAUCCAAUUAAAUAUAACUUGGAAAAAAAGCUCACAUUUUUCACUUUUGCUAAAAAUGAAUGUUUAUUUUUAACUCUUGGAAGGGGUUUUCUGGUUCCCUAUGUGUCUGCCCCACCCCAGGCCUUUUCAAUAUGUAUUUCUUUAAAUGUUGUACUUUUUAGUAAACUUGAUUACAAUCAAUGAAAGUUUGAUAGAUCUUUAAAAAAAAAAAGGGCAGAUUUCAAUUUUUGUAUUUUAACUACUUUACUAAAUACCCCUCCUUUUACAGAAUUAGGAAAGUUAACACAUCUUCAGGUGGUUUUCUGAAUAGUUGACUAUUUAAGAAAUUGUUUUUAACAGAAACAAAAUGGUUUUCUUUGGACAGUUUUUCACCAUCUCUUUGUAAAAUUAAUUCUCACCAUUCCUGUGGUACCUGUGAGUCUUAUAACUAGAAUUUCCUGAAGCUGUACUCAGACCACCGACAUUAGAAUCAUCAGGAACACUUGUUUUAAAGUGCAGAUUUAUAGGCAGCAUCUCAGACCUGCAGAACAAGGACUGCUGCAGAGUGGACCUGGGAAUCUUGCUUCUGCACCUUAACAAGUUUCCUAGGUGUUUCUUCUGCACGCUGAUGUUUGAGAACCAUUGCUGGUGACUUUCUCAGAUCAUGGACUCUAAAGAGGAUGUUUGAUGUCUAUUUUCCCCAGUACAGUCACACAUUAACUAAAAUUUGCAAUAUUGUAGUUCUAUAUUGCCGUUAUGUCUUUGGAAAUCAGGUUCAGAAUACUUUUUAUGACUAAAAAAUUGGGUGGAGGGGACAACUUUCAUAUCUGGCUCAACAUCUCAGGAAAAUCUGAUUAUUUAUUUGUUCUAAUAAGUAACAUCUACUUAAUUAGCCUUAGAGCUGGAAUGACAGGGCCACUUACCAAACUCAGGUGAUUCCAGGGUGGUUUGGAAACUUCUGAAUACAUCCUUAUCUUCUAUUGAAACCAUUGUCCUAAGAACAAUGCCAACAAAGAUUAAAACGUUUAGUUCAAACUGAAGAAAGGUACUGAACUCAGACUGACUAAAGAAAAUUCUAUAAAGGGCACAUAUCCAUGACGGUGUACUCUGCUCCAUUAGACUAAUUCUUUUCAAAUAGUACUUAAAAGUAAACAUCCAAACAGUUUUGGAAAAACUUUCUAUGUUAAAGCCAGAUGGCAUUUGAAACUUGAAACAAGUCUAUUUAAAGUUCAGAUUUUACAAUUCACAAUUCAUUCACCAGAUAUUUUUGUUUUCUAUUGUGAGCCAGGUUAUCAACUGAUCUAUCAAAAAUUAUUGUAUAAUGAACUAUUAAUUAGAAGGAAAUAAUUUGAAAUGCGCUACUUGAAGUUGUUUCUAAGGUUUUUAUAUUAAAAAUGGACAUUAUUUCCUAAUAUAAUCUAAAACCCUAAAUGAUUAUUUUUUUUUGUCAAAAUGAUUUGUAAAUAGUUACUGGAUAUAUAAUACAAUUAUAAGAGCAAAUCUUACGCUCCAUCACAGGGAAGUGAAGGCUCAUGCUUAUUCUGACAUUAAAAUUCCACUGGCCAGUGAAUAUACUGUACUCUGUGUCCAUAUUGUGACAGUCUUGUCUACAUUAUAUAAAUAAGCUUUUACAGCUCUUUUUUCUUGGUCAUUGUGAAAGACCUAGAGCCUUAGAGCUAUGUCAGAAAGAAAUACUGGUACUCACCCUUGUUCGAGAGCAGGCGGAUGUUUUACCAGGGAGUGACCUUUUGGUUAGGGAAAAGAACAUCCAGAGCCAGCACUGGGGUGGGGGUGGGGGUCUGUCUUUGUUUUUUGUUUGUUUAGUUUUUUUGUUAACAAAGGAAUGCAAAUAAGUGAUGGAUAAAUGAAUUUGACCACAAAGAAUACUGUUCUUACUAGAGGAUGUCCCCAAUUUGAGUUCAGACUGAUUCUAAAGAAGGGCAGUGAGAAAGGGCAUACAUCCACAAAUUCACUCUCUUUAUGCAUCUGUAGGUACAAGGGUACACAUACACGCAUUCUCAAGGACUAUUUUAGGUAUCUAGACGGUUUCUCCCUAAUAAGUCAUUUGUGAAAGGGUACUGCAGCUCUCAUUGACAUCAGUAAAGUAAUACUGCCUGUUUAUUCUCUGCUGCAUCUUAUAGGAGAGUAAACUGGCGAGAGUAUAUAUAUUUUAUAUAUAUAUAUAUAUAUGAUAUGUAUAUAUAUAUAGACUUGUUACAUGAAGAUGUUUAAAUUGGUUUUUAAAGGUGAUGUAAAUAGUGAUUUCCUUAAUGAGAAAUACAUAUUUUGUAUUGUUCUAAAGCAACAGAAAAAAAGCCUUUUAAUCUCUUUGGUUCCUGUAUAUUCCAUGUAUAAGUGUAAAUAUAAUCAGACAGGUUUAAAAAUUGUGCAUGUAUGUAUACAGUUGCAAGUCUGGACAAAUGUAUAGAAUAUACUUUUUAUUUAAGUUGCGAUUACUUGCUGCAUGAAAAGCGCAUGGGGGACCCUGUGCAUCUGUGCAUUUGGCAAAAUGUCUUCACAAGUCAGAUCUGAUGUUCAUCCCAACACGGCAGUAUUCCAUUUCUGGACAUGACUUCGUGGCUUAAGCUCUGUGAAAGAAUGUGCUUUGAAUCCAAGGGUCUUAAUUUUUUUAAUCUAAUCAACUACUUUUCAACAUAAAGAGUUCACACAAGUACUUUCAUGAAUUUUUAAAUCCCACUGGCAACAAACAUAAUAUACCAGGAGUAUUCCUGUAUUAACAAAUACUGGAAUACAGACUCAUUACCAUUUAUGGUAAGAAUUCUGAGGUUUACACAACCAGUUUUGAUGCAAUCUGCUCAGUAAUAUAAUUUGUCAUUUUUGUUGGAAGUUUAAUUUCUUCAUGUGAUGUCAAACUGUACAUACUGCAGUGUGAAUUUUUUGUUUUGUUUUUUAAUCUUUUAGUGUUUACUUCCUGCAGUGAAUUUGAAUAAAUGAGAAGAAAUGCAUUGUC